Messenger RNA from Brenthis ino (lesser marbled fritillary), 3543 nucleotides. NCBI's taxonomy places the organism in Eukaryota, Metazoa, Arthropoda, Insecta, Lepidoptera, Nymphalidae. The record is from the annotation of a GenBank genome assembly.
AUGAGGCGUCUCGAGAUGCAAGGCAGGGAGGGCGUUGGAAAAGACGGGAUGAUGUCGCGAAGCGAGUCGACGGUCAGCCGGUGUACACCGCAUACACCACUCGGCCCCCCAGACUCCGUCAGCGUCGACUCCAAUCCUAUGCCAACUAUAUACCGAUGUCGUGCCCCAAUCGCCUCACUUGAUUGCAUGGAUGAAUUUAGCGCGAACUCACAGCAGAUGCUGGAUCAAGCCGGCGAGAUGAAUAUAUCAAAGCAUAUGUCAGUAUACAUGGGCAACCACACCAGCAUGCCAUCAGCGGUCACUCCUGGUCUUCGGUACAAAAAUUUAGGCAAGUCAGGCUUGAGGGUACCAAAUAUUGGUCUGGGGUUGUGGACGAUGCUGAACGAGGAUUGCGCUGAAGAUAUCAUUAUGACUGCACUGGAAAAUGGUAUCAACUUGUUCGACUUGUCAGAGGCUCAUUGUGCUAGAGGAGAAGUUGAACUGGGCAGAAUACUUAAAAAGAGAAAUGUAAGACGAACCAGUGUUAUUAUAACAACAAAAAUAUAUUGGAGUACCAAGUUUCCUCAUGCUAACAGGUCAGAUGAAAGGGGUUUAUCUAGGAAACAUAUCAUCGAAAGCGUAAAAGCGUCUUUACAAAGACUUCAAGUAGAAUAUAUAGACGUUGUACUGUUACAUAAAACUGAUCCUGUUUGUCCUAUGGAGGAGUUGGUACGAGCCAUGACUUUUGUAAUCAACCAAGGAUGGGUCAUGUAUUGGGGAACAGCUCGCUGGUCGCCUUCGGAGAUAAUGGAUGCUUACACAAACUGUAGACAGUUCAACUGCAUCACACCUAUAGUGGAGCAAACGGAAUAUCACAUGUUUUGUAGGGAAAAACCAGAACUCUACAUGCCUGAAUUGUAUCAUAAGAUAGGUGUUGGGAUGAUGGCAUGGUCUGCGAUCACAACGGGCAAAGGACUAGGACGUGAAGAAAUAACAGGACUAUUUGCUAAAUCGCGCUUUAAUAGGAAAUAUAGUACAUUCAGUUGGUGUGAAGAAGACCUGGCCGUCCCAGAUGUCAGUGAGAUGCGGAUCUCUGGAAGCAAGGAACAAGUGGCCGGAGAAGAACCACGUACAUAUGGAGACAAGCUUCGCGACCUUGCCAAUCUUGCCACUACAAUGAAUUGCUCAAUGAGUCAACUAGCCGUAGCGUGGUGUCUCAAGAACGAAUCGGUCAACUGCUUACUUCUUGGCGCUACAAGUGUAGAGCAAUUCAAAGAAAACAUCCAUGCUUUGCAGAUUGUGCCACAGCUUACUCCUUCAGUGAUGGUGGAAAUCGAGAGACUCUUGUCGAAUAAGCCUCAAAGGCCACCUAUGGUCUCCACUUUGGCUAUGCGCAAUCAACAAAACAGCAACACAGUCCGAGUGGAUAUGACUGGAGCAUCAACAUCGGCCGCUGGAUCUCCAAAGCCUGAAGAUGCCGGUGAGGGUGAGGUGGCUACUCCCAAUAAGGAUAAAUCAAAGGAAUCACUUAAGGAUAGCAAACCCAAGUUCUUCUUGAAUAAUGCCGGUGAAGUGAUUAGACGUGUAGAACAUGAUGGCGUAUCAACUGACGUGGUUAUAUCUGUAUCAUCAUUGAAAGGGAAACAGCCAGCAUCAGGUGGUAGUAAGUUCCUCUCGUUACGCGGUACUGUUGACCGAGAUGAUAUUAUCGCGGCGUGCCCGACGGACGUGGACGCCUCCAAAAUGUCAGUUGUAUACUUUGAUUGGUUAGACUACUUAGUUUUUGGGGCUAUGCUGCUCCUUUCAGCAUUAAUUGGCGUAUACUUCGCCUUUUUUGCGCCUAAGAAACAAAACACAACGUCGGAGUAUCUGAUGGGCGGAAAAACCAUGGGCAUGUUCCCCAUCUCUAUGUCCUUGAUAGCCAGCUACGUAUCAGGAAUUUCUCUACUGGGCUUGCCAGCUGAGAUGUAUACAUACGGUACCCAACUCUGGACUAUCGUACUGUCGGAGUGGAUAGUAUCGUUUACUAUCUCCGCUGUGUACUUACCAGUAUUCUACAACUUGCAAAUAACUUCUACUUACGAAUACUUGCGGUUGCGGUUCAAUCAAAACGUCCGGUUACUGGGCUCUAUAAUAUUUAUAAUUAAGAUGCUUCUAUAUAUACCGAUCGUAAUAUACGUACCAGCUUUAGCCUUUAGUCAAGUUACCGGCAUAAAUCUACAUAUGAUAACACCAAUCGUUUGCAUUGUGUGUAUAUUCUACACGACUCUGGGUGGCCUUAAGGCUGUCGUGUGGACUGACGCUUUACAAACAAUACUAAUGUACUUUGGUGUCAUAUUUGUCCUGGUUUACGGAACGUGUCGACUAGGAGGUAUUACAGAAGUAAUAAGAAUCAACCGAGAAGGAGAUCGUCUGGAUUUCUUUAUAAUGGAUAUGGACCCUACGAUUCGUCAUACUUUUUGGACUACAGUGGUUGGAAACUACUUCAGCUGGCUAGCCUCGUGUUCAGUGAACCAAGCCAUGAUACAACGUUGUUUAGCACUUUCCUCAUUACGAAGAGCUAGAAUAACAAUUUUUGUGAUGGCAGCAGGAAUUUUCAUUAUCGUGUCCCUCUGUUGUUAUACUGGUCUUGUCAUAUACGCGACGUUUGCAACCUGUGACCCUCUCAGCACUGGAGCUAUUCGGAAGAGUGAUCAGUUGCUGCCAUACUUUGUGAUGACUAUCACAGGGUCCAUACCAGCGUUGCCGGGAAUCUUCAUGAGUGGAGUAUUUAGCGCUGCUCUAAGUUCAAUGUCAACAGGCUUGAACUCUAUGUGUGGAGUAAUAUUCGAGGAUUUGAUCAGACCAGCAUACAACAAACCCAUAUCAGAGAGGACUGCUAGUUUUAUAAUGAAAAUGAUUGUUAUGAUAAUAGGAGUGAUAUGCGUCGGACUCGUGUUCUUAGUAGAACAUAUGGGAGCUUUGAUACAAGCCGGUAAGAGCUUAGCUGGAAUAACUGCCGGAAGCCUGCUAGGAUUAUUUACCAUGGGACUAUUUUUACCAUGGAUCAAUGCUACUGGUGCUUUAGUUGGCGGUUUAACAUCUACACUGCUAGUUGGAUGGAUUUCGAUUGGUACACAAGCGGCUAUGAUCAAAGGGGAAAUUGUGGUAGUUCCUAAACCAAUAGAUGUGUCUGGGUGUACUGGAAACUACACCUUCUCUUCCUCCUCCAGCCACAAUAUAGAAUUCGAUAGAUCUGGCACAUUCUUCUUGUACAGAGUUAGCUACCUGUACUACACAUUUAUAGGAAUGUUUGUGUGCACAGUUACUGGUGCUAUCGUUUCUUAUUUUACGACGCCCAACGAUCCUACUAUGGUGCAUCGUGAUCUCAUUACACCAGUGAUCCAUCGCUGGUUACCGCCUCAAAGCGUGCAUUGUCGUCGCCCUCGCCUUACACAGCAUGAUAUUGAGCUACAUGCGAGAGAGGUGGAAAGAUUAAGGCUUAACUCUGAAUAUACGAAGUCGAUAGAUGACAACAGUAUCGAGACAGAUUUUCUAACGCAAAGAAACAACAACAAUUUUAGU